Molecule: messenger RNA, 2503 nt
Organism: Oncorhynchus gorbuscha (pink salmon)
Lineage: Eukaryota; Metazoa; Chordata; Actinopteri; Salmoniformes; Salmonidae
Product: probable E3 ubiquitin-protein ligase DTX3
Exons: 6
Coding region: 558-1727 (389 amino acids)
Biological process (GO): Notch signaling pathway; protein ubiquitination
Source: RefSeq, a predicted model, not a curated record
AGCUGGACCGACAUUGCAGAAGACUACCGACUGACUGGUCUACAAAUAACCUUGCUUCAUAAAAAAACUACUCAUUAUUAUUUGUAGAUCAGUCAAUCGUUCACCAUUUACCCACAAUGCAUCAUGGACGUGAUGCUCUCAAACACGGCCAUGGACUUUAAAGGCUAAGACAUGGUUGAAAGUGCAAACAAUUUAUGUAAGUAUUUGUCUUGAGUACGCAGCAGUCACAAGCCGAAUGAAACAGCUAACGUGGAAUCGUAGCCUAGUGUGUAAGUGGGGGUUGAUGUUGUAGUAGUCUGUCUCAAGGACGUGGAAAUAGCAGGACAAACUCCAGUAGCGAGCGAGAAGGGGACUCGGAUGAAUUGUUAGCUAACGUUACGGAUAGCUUAGAGUGGAUAUCAAGUAUGUCUUGACUACAAAAUACUUCUCAACAUAUCCACCGCAGUACACGAUUUUCAGGCCUCGUUCAAUGGAAGAUGGUGUAGCUAGUUCCAUAAUCUCUAAAACAUCUGACAGCUACGGCAAAAGGGGGAUAUUUUCUCGAUUGAAGGGAAUAUAUGGGAUCGCAAGUUUCAUCGGAUGAGAUGAGUGUGCGCGGGGGGCAGGGUAGUGACGAGGUGCUGGUGUCCCAGGCGGUGUGGGACUACCUGGCUGCCGCUGGCCAGCCCUGGCUCAUAGACUUUCAGGACAAGCAGGGCUUGAGCGCCGGCAUCAUCCGCCGAGGUGAGCGGGGAGGCUGCUGUGCAGUGCGGCUUCGCCCCGUAGAGGGAUCCCGUUCUGGGGGACGACCCGGGAUGAUGGAGGAAGGUCCCAUCUCCAACGAGACCCGCAAGGCCUUCAUAGACUUAUGCCGCUGCGCCCGCAAAGAGAUGAGCAAACAGGAUGGGGGUCCUAAACGGAAGAGGUCCCUGCUGCCCUGCGUUGGGGUGGGGGUCCUGGAGGGGGAUGGAGAGGGGAGCCUGCUACCACCUCAGCCUCCCCAGCCCAGACGCUCUCAGAGGCAGCAACAGAGAUAUAAGAAGCCAGCGGAGGAAGAGGCCUGUGUGGUCCUCUCCAACUCCAUGUCCCACAACGAAUCCGGACAGAGGAAGAAGGACAACAUGGAGGUCAGCUGCAGUAUGAUGGCCUCCUCUCAUAACCAAUCCCACAGUGAGGCAGACGACUGCACCUCAUGUUCCAUCUGCAUGGGUGACAUGGUGGAGAGGACCACGCUGGAGAGGUGCGGCCACGCAUUCUGUCGGUUGUGUCUAGACCAGGCCUUCAAGGUGAAGAGAGCGUGUCCUGUGUGUCGUCAGGUGUACGGCCAGCUCAUAGGGAACCAGCCGGCUACCGGGUGUAUGAUGGUGGAGCGGGACCCAGAUCUGGAGUUGCCAGGACACGAGGGUUAUGGGUGUAUCUGCAUCAUCUACAGCUUCCCACCUGGUUUACAGGCGCCAGAGCACCCUAACCCGGGGGUGAGGUACCCUGGGACGGACCGCGUGGCUUACCUCCCAGACAGCCCAGAGGGGAACCGGGUCCUGGGCCUGCUCCGCCGGGCCUUCGAACAGCGCCUCAUCUUCACCAUAGGGACCUCCAUGACCACAGGAAUGCAUAAUGUCAUCACCUGGAACGACAUCCACCACAAGACCUCCUUAUGGGGCGGACCACACUGCUUUGGAUACCCAGACCCCACUUACCUGGUGAGAGUGACCGAGGAACUCCGAGAGAAAGGCAUCGCUGCAGACUGACCGUACAGAUUCUAGAAUGAUUAUUCUAGGAACAUUUUAGGAACCUCUGGCUGCCCUGCUGCUGCUGGUGGUUGCUAGGCUGCAGUCUCCUGGACCUAGACCCAGCAGAGCAGCGGAUGAAUACGAGAUGUGACUGGGCCCCACAGCAGCCACAGGAGUACGGCCCAGUGGAGGCCCACAUAUCCCUACAAGACCACUUGAUGGGGUGACUCCUACCUUCUACUUCAGUCGAAUUUUCACUAAUCAUGCAUUGAUGUCAAUUGGAGACCAUUUGACUUAAGUGGAAGUGAACAUUUAUCUAAAGUGGAAUUUAGGAUUCACCCUUAUGUUCCUAUCCUCGUUAUCUAUCUUCCGAGUUCGGCUCAACCCAGCAGCACUUUGUGUUGAAGAAAACAUACAAAUGAGUGCAGUGCAAUCUCUGUGUGAGCUGUUUUUGGCUCCACUCAUCCAAGUAUUUAUCAUAUAGGGAUUCAUAAUGUGAAGGUACAUACUACUUAAAUAUUAUUUUUAAACCUAAGUUCAGAGUCCUAUUUUGUCUGUUAUAUUUAUGUUUAUUUCCACGCACAUUCUUUAUUUACCUGUUAAAAACACAUGAUUUGUGCUCUGUCCAGUACACUCUUAGAAUAAUUAUAUAUUUUUUUAUGUAAUUAUGUUAAUAAUAACCUGUUAUUUACACUGUAUUAAGACAGUACUAGAGAUAGUUGGUGGCAGGCAGAAUACUACUGUCUGUUUCAAUAGAAAGCUCCUAAUGAAAUAAUUAAAUUUCUCUGAAAGGA